Messenger RNA from Eublepharis macularius, 1915 nucleotides. RefSeq names its product GATA binding protein 5 (gene GATA5). Gene Ontology annotation, biological process: negative regulation of transcription by RNA polymerase II; cell fate commitment; positive regulation of transcription by RNA polymerase II. Bases 258 to 1445 code for a protein of 395 amino acids. Gene Ontology annotation, cellular component: nucleus. Gene Ontology annotation, molecular function: zinc ion binding; RNA polymerase II cis-regulatory region sequence-specific DNA binding; DNA-binding transcription factor activity, RNA polymerase II-specific. The record is from RefSeq and is a predicted model, not a curated record. The transcript has 7 exons. Lineage: Eukaryota; Metazoa; Chordata; Lepidosauria; Squamata; Eublepharidae.
AUUGAUUUAGCAGAAGUGAACAUAACGAUACAGCUAGUGUCGGAUCCGCGGCUGGGAUCUCCUGCCCCAAGGAAGAGAGAAACCGGCUCCUGUCGCCGAGGGAAAGUGGCUUGCCAAAAGUGCUUGAAAGCUGCCUCAACUGCAACCGCUGCAGAGGACCUGCUCAGCUCUUCAUGUCCCACUUCCUGGACUUGCCCUGAUUGCACCCCGGGCAGUUGUGGCUUCACCCUCUUGGCCCCCGGUUUGAAGGAUAUAAAAUGUACCAGAGCUUGGCUCUUGCCCCUAACCCUGGCCAAUCGGCAUACUCCCAUGACUCCAGCAACUUCUUGCAUUCGCCACCUAGUCCAGCUGUGUAUGUGCCCACCAGCCGGGUGCCCUCCAUGCUGCAGGGCCUGCCUUACCUGCAGAGCUGUGAGCCUGCCCACCAGAGCCACCCCCUGAGCAGCCACCCAGGCUGGGCACAGGCAGCCGGUGCUGACACAUCCCACUUCAAUGCCAGCAGCCCUCACCCGCCGUCAGGGUUUUCCUACUCGCACAGUCCCCCAGGUGGUGGCAGCACUGGACGAGAUAGUUACCAGAGCCCCCUGUUACUGGGUGCCGGAGGACGCGACCAGUACGGCAACACUCUGGUGCGUUCCGUCAAUGGAUCCUACUCCAGUCCUUACCCCGGUGCCUAUGUCAGCCCCGCAGAGAUGCCGCCGUCUUGGACUGCAGGGCACUUUGAAAGCAGUGUCUUGCACAGCCUCCAGACUCGGCAGGGGACCUUGCCUGGCAGGAGAUCCACAUUUGAGUUUUUGGAAGAAUUCCCGGGCGAUGGCAGAGAAUGUGUCAACUGCGGAGCAAUGUCCACCCCACUCUGGAGGAAGGAUGGCACCGGGCACUACCUGUGUAACGCCUGUGGGCUCUAUCACAAAAUGAAUGGCAUUAAUCGGCCUCUUAUCAAACCCCAGAAAAGGCUGUCUUCCUCUAGACGUGCAGGUCUCUGUUGCACGAACUGUCAUACCACCAAUACGACGCUCUGGAGACGAAAUGCAGAAGGGGAGCCCGUAUGCAACGCAUGUGGAUUAUACAUGAAACUCCACGGGGUGCCAAGGCCCCUGGCGAUGAAGAAGGAGAGCAUCCAGACAAGAAAGAGGAAACCUAAAAAUAUCACCAAAGGCAAAUCUUCAACAGGGUCCACAACUUCAACCACCAAUUCCCCUUCUUCCAUAACGAACUCUGAAAGCACCGUCACUUUAAAAACGGAACCUACCGUCACAUCACAAUAUCCAGGACAAUCUACUUCCCAGGGUCCAAGCCAGUCUGAAGAUGCCUUAACUGAUGGCCAUACUCAGUUCAAGUACGAACCGGAGGAUUAUGCCUUCUCUUCGUCCACCAUGCCCCAGCAGUCAGGACUGAGUGUUGCUCUUCGUCAAGACUCAUGGUGCGCACUGGCGCUGGCCUAAAAACUGGUCUUCCAUUUUGAAAGAAGCAUGCUGCAGAACAAUCUUUGAUUUUUAGGCGGCCGGUGGAUAGCAAGCCAAAGGAAUCUCCCGCCUUAGUACUUUCAGCCUGAAAAGGCUUUCUGUAAUCAACACAGUGCGAUGUUUUAAAAGAUGGAUGUUUAUUUUCCCCCCCGAUGGAUGGCAAGUCGUACAAAUAUCGAUUGAGUACAGCCAGAAGCGUUCUUCUUGACCCGCCCAGCUCUCGUGGUACUUGGUUCUCUCAAAGCUUUAACUCUCACCUUCACUAAUCGAAAAUGGGAGAAAUGGGGACUUCUGUUCUUGGGAGGAAGGUUUCUCUCUUCCCUGUGAUGCAGUCUAAAUAAAUAAAUUUCAGAAUCUGUUUUAUUCACACUGAUUCUCCCCUCUCCCCCUUAUGACUCAACUGUGUGCAAUUUUACUCCACUUCCCAAUAAAGACUACGAUAGAACAUG